Acanthopagrus latus (yellowfin seabream) is the source of this 4257-nucleotide messenger RNA. Its product is annotated as gamma-aminobutyric acid receptor subunit alpha-2. The coding region runs from base 1656 to 3173 and encodes 505 amino acids. NCBI's taxonomy places the organism in Eukaryota, Metazoa, Chordata, Actinopteri, Spariformes, Sparidae. Gene Ontology annotation, molecular function: GABA-gated chloride ion channel activity; inhibitory extracellular ligand-gated monoatomic ion channel activity; transmitter-gated monoatomic ion channel activity involved in regulation of postsynaptic membrane potential. The transcript is spliced from 10 exons. Gene Ontology annotation, biological process: regulation of postsynaptic membrane potential; monoatomic ion transmembrane transport; synaptic transmission, GABAergic. The record is from RefSeq and is a predicted model, not a curated record. Gene Ontology annotation, cellular component: neuron projection; dendrite membrane; synapse.
GAUAUUGAUAAUAAAGUCUGUUAUUAUCAAACUGUAGCAUUUCCUAUUUUUUCUUCUUCGAGGUGUUGCUGUAUACUGGUAAAUAUACACAUUUUUUCAGGCUCAAAUCUGAUGAUUUGCAUGCUGGUUUCAGUCAUUAUUCACAUGUAUUAUUACACACAAAAAAACUAGCCACAUGUCGGAUGGAGUUUCAUUUCUUUAAUAAAAGACAUCUGUAGUAUGUGGUGCUGAAAGGACAGCUCCCAAAAGUCGAGACAGGAGAUCCACAACUCAAAACCCUAUCCUGUAGUGUGGAAAGCACUCUGAAAUGAACAGAUGGUCUGCUUUGUGAUUCAUUUUAUUUGUCCAUUUCUGCUUUGAGGCAAUCCAGAGACAUAAACUGUCACGCUGUAAACAGUCUAACUACAAUAGAACACGUGUUUGAAAAGGUUGGCUAUUUCUACCACAAUACACAGUCCUAGCAACAGCAAAGUGUCAAGAGGGCCAGCCUUUUCUCUCUAUCUAUCUAUCUAUAUCUAUAUCUUGCAUAUGUCUGAAGUACAUGAAGUAAAAAAAAAAAAAAAAACACCAAAUACUAAACAUAAAAAUCCCUGACGAACAUAAAGCUAGCACUUUUAGCUCAGAAGCUAAUAAAGACUUUGGCUUUAAAAAGGGAGUAAAAACAUCUUUUCAAAUCAAUUUUGAAUCUUGGGGCUUCCAUAGACUUGAAUUACACCAGCCAAACUGUAUUUAACUAUUUUAUGUUGUUUUUAUCAGUUGUUUUAUUAAUCUUUAAAACAAGUCCCCAUGUACUUCAGUUGUUUAGGAGAACACUGUGUUGCUGGGAAGCUCCAGAGAGGUUUCACUGACUCUGAAACUUCCAUCGGCACGAGGGCGAGUCAAUAAUGACUGAAUUUUCCAUUUAUGGUGACCUUCUCCUUUAAAGAGAUGUCGGUCCUGGACUUGAGGUGCUGCUCCUUAUCUACUCAACACAGCCAUCAAUCAGUACUUCAGAUCAAACACAAAGAAUUAAUAAUUUGGUUUUUUUUGGUGUAUGAGGCUAAAAAUGAAAAGAAUAUCAAGCCUCUGGCGUGUAUUGACACACGCGCACACACAUUGAAGCAUGGUAUCUGUCUCAAUCCAGAAUGGUUGAGCUCAGAUUCUCCAUUUCCAAACAUGCCACUUCCAUCACAACAAUGCAAAGGGGAGCCUGACUUGUUGUGCAUAAUCAAUAUUGCUCUGUAUAUUGAGUGUGAGUGGAGGCAGCAUUCAUUAACAUACAUGCUCGCACGCCACGGUCUGAGCUGCAGGCUCAGGGCAUACCACACCGUCUCUAGGACCCAGUGCGUCUCCUCCUCAGCCUUUGUAGUUUUUGUGUGGAGACGAGGGAGACUGAGAUGUGCUUCUUGCUUAUCACGAUUCAACAUCGAGCCCUUCGCCAGCUGAGAGGGGGGGGGAGCUGAACAGGGCAAUUUGAAGGCAGGAUCAGCUCCCACGUCCACGUCUGCUUGUUUUUAUUCCAUUAUUUUGAAGAAAUUCUUUUUUUAUUAUUAAUUUUUUCCCCCAUCUCAUUGUUAAUUUUUUUUUGCUUUUUUGUUUUUUUGUUUUCCUUUUUAAUUUUGGGACACCAUGAAAGCCAAGGCACUCCGGGUGCAUUAUUCCUGCCGGCCGGGACUAUGAUUUAUCAUCUUUGUUUUCAUGACACACUUGCACUCACCCAGUCUCAUCGGAGCAGGAGCUCGAGCGGCGAUCUGUCUUUAACUUUCUUGCAUCUUCGACGAUUCCGGCUGCAGCAGGUACUUUCUGCACUUGAGGUGUUCGAAGCAGCCAUGUGGAGCAGAGAGAGCGCUCCUCCACUCCUCAUCUGCCUGCUGGCGCUCACAGCUCUCUGGAAAACCAGGUCAGUGAAUGCCGAUGCCGCAUCUGAUGCCUUUAAAACCAACAUCACCCUGUUCACGCGAAUCCUGGACAGCCUGUUGGACGGAUAUGACAACCGCCUACGGCCUGGUCUUGGGGACAGGAUAACUGAGGUGAAGACAAACAUCUACGUCACCAGCUUCGGACCAGUUUCAGACACAGACAUGGAGUACACCAUAGACGUUUUCUUCCGCCAAAGCUGGAAGGACGAGAGGUUGAAAUUUCAUGGACCAAUGAAUAUUUUGCCCCUCAACAACCUGAUGGCGAGUAAAAUCUGGACUCCAGACACCUUCUUCCACAAUGGGAAGAAGUCUGUGGCUCAUAACAUGACCAUGCCCAACAAACUGCUGCGGAUCAAAGACGAUGGGACUCUGCUGUACACCAUGAGGUUAACUGUGCAUGCAGAGUGCCCAAUGCAUCUGGAGGAUUUCCCCAUGGACUUUCAUUCCUGUCCACUAAAAUUUGGCAGCUAUGCCUACACAAUCUCAGAAGUGACUUAUGCUUGGACUCGAAAUGCCUCUGACUCUGUGGUGGUGGAAGGGGAAAGUUCCCGCCUAAACCAGUAUGACCUGCUUGGACAAACGGUCGGACAGGAAACCAUCAAAUCUAGUACAGGUGAAUACACGGUGAUGACGGCUCAUUUCCAUCUGAAGAGGAAGAUCGGCUACUUUGUCAUCCAGACGUACCUUCCCUGCAUCAUGACGGUCAUUCUCUCCCAGGUGUCUUUCUGGCUGAACAGAGAAUCGGUGCCAGCUAGAACUGUGUUUGGUGUAACUACCGUUCUCACCAUGACCACACUCAGUAUAAGUGCGAGGAACUCCCUUCCAAAGGUCGCCUACGCCACCGCCAUGGACUGGUUCAUCGCCGUCUGCUACGCCUUUGUCUUCUCCGCUUUGAUUGAGUUUGCAACUGUCAAUUACUUCACAAAGCGCGGCUGGGCCUGGGACGGAAAGAGUGUUGUGACUGACAAGAAAAAAGAGAGAGCAUCUGUCAUGAAGAAGAAUAACGCCUACGCUGUAGCAGUAGCCAACUACGCGCCUAACAUCACCAAGGACUCCGGCACACUUCCAACUAUUGCCAAAGGUGGAGCUUCGGAUCCCAACAAGCCCAAAGACGGCAAAGCCCCAGAUAGCAAGAAGACGUUCAACAGCGUCAGCAAAAUUGACCGGAUGUCAAGGAUUUUGUUUCCGGUUCUCUUUGGCAGCUUCAACCUCGUCUACUGGGCCACUUACUUAAACAGAGAACCCGUUAUAAAGGAUAUGGUCCCCUCUAAUUAGAGAGCACUUUUAAUAGGUUCUGGUCUGGGGACUAUGAGACGAACCAAAUACCUCCAGCAACUGUGUACACAUACCUUUGCAGAGUCAAGUCCUGGAUUGCAGUGUGAUCCUCUAUCUCCGCCUGUUUUCUAUACCGUCUGCAGCACUUUUGAAAAGCCUGGCUUUUGUAAAUGUGUAUGUAUAUUUAUAUUCAUGGUUUCAUGGUGACAUAUUGUGUGAUUACUUUGGUUAGAGUGCAUAUCUCCUUGAAAGUAUGUUUCCAGUUACAGUACGUGGCCACUGUACAUAUGAAUCAAAUGAAGAGUAAACACAUAAACAUUAACACAUACUUUUUAUUUAAGAUUACUUCUAAAUGUGUUGAAUUUUGCCGGUAAUGCCCACUCCCUUAAUAUUAUGGUAUCUAUUUUUCUUUUGAGUGAAAGGGACUGAUUAUAUCAUAUUUCUUACUUCCUUUGCCACCUGAGUGGCCUGACUCUUUUUUCUGUCCAAGCCAAUGCAAAAACACACUUGUAUAAUAUUGUUACAGUGUAAAGGUUGUUUUAUUAUCUGUGACUGCAGGUAUGGGGCUGUAAUCAAACUCUGACCUCCAGAAUUACUGAAACACUCUGAGCCAAAACAUUGUACAAAAAAAAAAGAAAAUACAGAUAUUAGUGUGCUUGUGCAUGCAACACUGAGCUGGCAACUUAGGUCUACAGUUGAGAUACAGGAAAAUAUCUAUUGCAUUGAGAAGCAAAGAUACGAAUGAGAAAAUGGCUAAAGUCAACAGGAUUACAAAAGGUGCUUACUGUGUUUUUCAGGUGUUAAAACCUCAGUUAUCACAUUCAGUUAUUGAACGCUUCAUAUACUUACAUGUAGUCAUCACGUUUUUAUGCAUGCCCAUCAGAAACAGCUGAUUUUCGAUUUAAAAAAGUGCCCUUAUUAAAUUAGACAAAGCUUUAAAUGGUAUGUUUAUACAAAUUCUGUCCUUUUUUUAGUACUGGCUGAGUUUUUACUAAACAAUCUACCUGUAAUACUGAAAAGGAUUUUUCUUUUUCCAUUUUUAUUUACAAAAUACUUAAAAAUAAAAGAUUAAAUACAACAGUCA